UGCAGCUAGUCUAUAUGUCGGUAGUGGCACAGGCACUAAUCCACCACAUUUAGUAUGGAAAUAUAACAGACGCAAUCCUGAAUUUAAUAAACGCGAUGCUAAUGCACAAAAUGAUAUCGUCCCUGGCAAGAAGCGUGAUGAAGAAAUACAAAAUGGAUCAUGGAGUGGUGCCGCCGCUGGAUGGAAGCGCGAUGCUAAUGCACAAAAUGAUAUCGUCCCCGGCAAGAAGCGUGAUGAACACAUACAAAAUGGAUCCUGGGGUGGUGCCGCCGCUGGCUUGAAGCGCGAUGCUAAUGCACAAAAUGAUAUCGUCCCCGGCAAGAAGCGCGAUGAAGAGAUACAAAAUGGAUCCUGGAGUGGUGCCGCCGCUGGCUGGAAGCGCGAUGCUAAUGUACAAGAUGAUAUCGUUCCCGGCAAGAAGCGUGAUGAAGAAAUACAAAAUGGAUCCUGGAGUGGUGCCGCUGCUGGCUGGAAGCGUGGUGCUAACACUCAAUAA
Acaulospora morrowiae is the source of this 496-nucleotide messenger RNA. NCBI's taxonomy places the organism in Eukaryota, Fungi, Glomeromycota, Glomeromycetes, Diversisporales, Acaulosporaceae. The record is from the annotation of a GenBank genome assembly.